AUGCCCAGCGAUUCUGCCAUCCACGCCGCCGCCGGCGCCCUCGGUGGCGUCGUCGCCAUGUCUGCGACCUACCCACUGAUCUUCCUCUCGACGCGCGCUGCAGUCGAGACGAGAAAUGUGCAGAAGUCUACUAAACAAGCCGUGCUCGACAUCAUCAAGCGCGAGGGCGUCACUGGCCUUUAUAGUGGACUCAAUUCCAGCUUGCUCGGGAUAGCAGUCACGAAUGGCGUCUACUACUACUUCUACGAGCGCUCGCGAGAUUUCCUUCUCAAGUUGCGCACCGGCAGCAAGGCAUUGACUACGCCAGAGUCCAUGCUCAUUGGCGUCAUCGCAGGCUCUGCCACUACACUCAUCAGCAAUCCUAUCUGGGUCAUACAAACGUCCCAGGCCGUCCGCACCCAAACCCUUGACGAGUCUUCCUCCGAGGGCGAUGGGCAACCAAAGGUCGUCGUGAAGCGCCUCGGCUUCAUAGAGACGCUCCGCAACAUCCUCAACAAGGAUGGCUUCCGAGCCCUCUGGCGCGGGAUCGGCCCCGCCCUUAUGCUCGUCAUCAACCCCGUCAUCCAAUACACCGUCUUCGAGCAGCUCAAGAACAUCCUCAUCGCCCGGCGCACCCGCCAGCGGCGCGCGCUCAAGGGCGCCUCCGCCGCCGUCGCCGUCCUCACCGACUGGGACUUCUUCCUCCUCGGCGCGCUCUCGAAGCUCAUCGCCACGGGGUCGACGUAUCCGUACAUCGUCGUCAAAUCCCGCCUCCAAGCCGGCCACGCCUCCGCCCUGCGCUACAAAUCCUCCCUCGACGGCCUGCUCACGAUCCUGCGCGAGGAGGGCGUGCGGGGGCUGUACAAGGGCGUCGGCAGCAAGCUGCUGCAGAGCGUGCUGACGGCGGCGAUCUUGUUUGCGGGCCAGAGGAGGAUUUAUGAGGUGACGAAGCGGGCGGUUAGUGCGUGA
Molecule: messenger RNA, 948 nt
Organism: Schizophyllum commune H4-8
Lineage: Eukaryota; Fungi; Basidiomycota; Agaricomycetes; Agaricales; Schizophyllaceae
Product: mitochondrial carrier
Exons: 7
Coding region: 1-948 (315 amino acids)
Cellular component (GO): peroxisomal membrane
Molecular function (GO): NAD transmembrane transporter activity; AMP transmembrane transporter activity; FMN transmembrane transporter activity
Source: RefSeq, a predicted model, not a curated record